CCACUUUCCAGCUCCUUCUUCUCCUGGUGUUGGUCCCCCAGUGUGUUUUUUCUUGCGGCCGCCAGGAACGACCUCAGGGACAGCAGUUGGCGCGAGCUCACCUGUCGGAUGUCGCCGGCCCUGCAGGCCGACGUGGCCUGCGAGCUGCACAGGGCGUGGCUCCGGCGCAUCCCGUACCUGGCAGGAGCCUCGAAGAUAUUCAUCCUUCACCUGGCGCCCAAGAUUCACCGGGAGACGUUCGCACAAAACGAGCUCUUCGGGGAGAACUUUACGCUUUACGUCCUCCAGCAGGGCGUCUGCGGGAUGGGCACGAACAACGCAGUGCAGGCGCCAUGA
Messenger RNA from Prorocentrum cordatum, 336 nucleotides. Lineage: Eukaryota; Dinophyceae; Prorocentrales; Prorocentraceae. The record is from the annotation of a GenBank genome assembly.